AUGGACCCAUCACUCGAAAGUGAUACAUCGGAAAAAUGCGGAUACAUCAGAGCUAUCACCGAGCCUGAGCCUCAGCAGAAAGCGCCGCGGAAGAGGGGAAAGGCAGGCAAAGCUCGUAAGCCAGCCAAGAAGACGCCGGAUCCUGUGACCCCAGCUCAAUAUCCCAUACGCGUCUCCGAGUUUGUAGAGAUGGCUGAACACAUUGCUUCAUUUGAUCCCAAGAUCGAAGUCCCAGCUGCGCUACAAAAAGCACUCCUACUUUAUCACCGUUCUGAAAAGGCGGCAAAACUGCUGAAGCCUCUGAUACCAGAGACGCCAGUAGUUUCUGAGAACAUCAAGCUACAAAACAGGUUCGCCGGGCUUACGGUCGAAGAGACGGACCCACUGGACGAACUCAUCACCGAAGUUAAGGAGAAGUAA
Messenger RNA from Alternaria arbusti, 420 nucleotides. RefSeq lists its product as uncharacterized. The record is from RefSeq and is a predicted model, not a curated record. The transcript has 3 exons. NCBI's taxonomy places the organism in Eukaryota, Fungi, Ascomycota, Dothideomycetes, Pleosporales, Pleosporaceae. The coding region runs from base 1 to 420 and encodes 139 amino acids.